UUCAUCAGUUUGUACGUGUAUGCGCAUGUCAGUGCAAAAUGGGCAUCUUCACAUCUCCCAUCGCCUUAGCGGGCGUCAGUCUCGCGGCCGUUAUACUGUUUCAAGUAUAUUCGGCCAAUGCGCGACAGAAGAGAUACAACAAUGUUGGCGCUGGGCCACCGGCGAUACUGCCUUCCAACACCUUGGGCCUGAAUUAUGUGAUUCAAAUGUUCAGCGAGUUGAGGAAACAUCGGUUCUGGCACUGGACGAAACGCCUGCUCGAUGAGAACAAUCACACGCUGCAGCUGCAUCUCCUGGGGGCGAAUCUGCUCUUGACGGACGAUCCGGAGAAUAUCAAGGCGGUUCAGGAUACUCAGUUCUGGGAAGUCGCCAAGUCAAAGGAGCAGCACGAGAUUUUUAAACACAUUCUCGGGGAUGCUAUUUUCGCGCGUAUGCCUUCUUUUCCGUCUCCAGUGCCUCUCGUCCCAAGCUGACCAGACAGUCAAUGGCGAGGAAUGGAAACAGGAGGCUGGACUCCUCCGUCUACACGUAUGUUCUUCUCUUCAAUGUAAAUGCACACCCUAACUGCCACAGAUGAACCGCGUCCGACAAUCCGAUUUCGAAGUCACGGAGCGCCACAUCCAAAAUGCAUUCAAGCUGAUCGAAGACGGGGUCGAUGCCUUUGACGUGAUCGACCGUCUACAGCUCGACGUCGUAACGGAGGUAUUCUGCGGCGAAUCUACAAACUCCCUGACCUCUGACCAGCAGCCCUUCCGCGACGCAAUGGACACUCUACUGAAAGUCGCCAGCUUCCGACAGCUUCUCGGGAAAGUCGGCGUCUAUCUGAAAGAUGAAUGGAUUGCCCCGAAAGCCGUCGCCUUCAUCGACACCUACCUCGAGAAUUUCGCGACAAAGGCAUACGCUCGGAACGUGCGCGGCAAGACAGCAAAGGACUCGUUGACUCUGGUCGACGACUUGAUCGUCAAGGGGAAGCGGCGCGCAGAUAUCAAGAAUGCAGUCACGGCCACGCUGCUGGCCGGGAAAGAUCCGACCACGACGUCGCUGGCUUGGGCGUACUACGAGAUCGCGCGUCAUCCGCAUGUGUUUGAGAAGAUGAGAGAGGAGGUUAAGGAGCAUAUCGGAUUCGAGAGAUUGCCCGUGAUGUCUGAUCUCCAUAAAUUGAAAUAUACGAAAGCGGUGAUCAAGGAGACCCUGAGAGUUCAUCAUCCUUUGGGAUUCAAUGCUCGCGUCCCCGUCAAAGAUAUGACUCUUCCUCGCGGAGGCGGCCCAGACGGCAAGUCCCCGAUUGCGGUGCUCGAAGGCACACAGAUCUUAUACGGCCUCCUCUCUCUUCAAAUGCGCGAGGACCUAGGCGUCGACGACGUCUCUGUCUGGAAUCCUGAACGAUGGGAAACAUGGGAACCCACCAACAAAUGGGAAUUCGUGCCCUUCAACCACGGCCCACGUAUCUGUCUAGGUCAACAGUUCGCCAACUUCCAAAUGGAGUAUUUCUUCGCGCGACUGUGUCAGGAAUUCGAGAGUGUCACUUUACUCCCCGAGUCACCGAGACAGGAGGGAAUGGUUAAGCUAGAGCUGAAUACUAAGAUGGCGCAUCCGGUGUACGCGAAGUCGGUGAGACGGGUGAAGGUCUAGAGUUUUGGUUUGGUUGUCUUGACUAUCAUGUGGCACUGGUAAACAGAUAGAUAAGGUAGGAUUGAGGCUGUGGGUAGAACAUACAUGUUUCGGAUGAUGAUAGGUGCUUUCGUAUAGUAUGAGACAUGGUUUAGCAUUCGGAUUCGCAUUCGAGAGCUCAACAGCAAGGCCAUCCUCGGAAAAAGAGUCCAAGACUCAUAGUCAGAUUGUUCCAGCCUCGCCUCAUUCCUUCAGACUCCCCGG
Aspergillus melleus is the source of this 1875-nucleotide messenger RNA. RefSeq lists its product as uncharacterized. The transcript has 8 exons. Gene Ontology annotation, molecular function: iron ion binding; heme binding; oxidoreductase activity, acting on paired donors, with incorporation or reduction of molecular oxygen. The coding region runs from base 574 to 1632 and encodes 352 amino acids. The record is from RefSeq and is a predicted model, not a curated record. Lineage: Eukaryota; Fungi; Ascomycota; Eurotiomycetes; Eurotiales; Aspergillaceae.